AUGCUCUACCUCGUCGGCCUCGGCCUCUCCAAUGAAAAAGACAUCACCGUCGCCGGUCUCGAGAUCGUCAAGAAAUGCGCCCGCGUCUACCUCGAAGCAUACACCAGCAUCCUCAUGAUUGACAAGGCCAAACUCGAAGAGUUCUACGGCCGCGAGGUGAUCAUCGCAGACCGCGAAAUGGUCGAGUCCUCCUCCGACGAGAUCCUCUCCGGCGCAGGCAGCACCGACGUUGCCUUCCUCGUCGUCGGUGAUCCAUUCGGAGCCACCACGCACACCGACCUGCUGCUGCGCGCGCGCGAGCUGGCCAUCCCCUUCCGCACAAUCCACAACGCAUCCAUCAUGAACGCCAUUGGCGCGUGCGGGCUGCAGCUGUACAACUUUGGGCAGACGGUGUCGAUGGUGUUCUUUACGGAGAACUGGCGGCCGGCGAGCUUUUAUGAUAGGAUCAAGGAGAAUAGGGAUGUGGGGCUGCAUACGCUGGUGCUGCUGGAUAUCAAGGUCAAGGAGCAGAGCCUGGAGAAUAUGGCGAGGGGCAGGAGGGUGUAUGAGCCGCCGAGGUAUAUGACGGUUGCCCAGUGCGCGCAACAGAUGCUCGAGAUUGAGGAGGAGAAAGGUGAAGCCGCAUACUCACCUACCACGCUCGCCAUCGGCGUGUCCCGCCUCGGCUCAGAGGACCAGCAGUUUGUGGCGGGAACACUGAAGCAGCUUUCAGAGGCGGAUCUGGGCCCGCCGCUGCACUCGCUGGUGCUGCUGGGAAAGCGUGUGCAUGAGCUCGAGAUCGACUAUAUCCGCCCGUUUGCGGUGGAUGUGGAGGAGUUUAAUAGGGCGUAUGAGUUGGAGCACGGGAAGAAGGCUGCUUAG
This is a messenger RNA of Morchella importuna, 861 nucleotides long. RefSeq lists its product as uncharacterized. Gene Ontology annotation, molecular function: diphthine synthase activity. The record is from RefSeq and is a predicted model, not a curated record. Lineage: Eukaryota; Fungi; Ascomycota; Pezizomycetes; Pezizales; Morchellaceae. Gene Ontology annotation, biological process: protein histidyl modification to diphthamide. The transcript is spliced from 5 exons. The coding region runs from base 1 to 861 and encodes 286 amino acids.